UAACCACACGCCUGCUUCCCCUCCAUCCCCCCCACCUCCUCCCCCGACGCGAACCAGAAUUCCUCACGCCCGACCCAAACCCUGCACCGCCGGAGCCCCGAAUCCACCCCGCCGAUCCGCCCCGAACCCUAGGGAUCCGCCCUGAUCCGCCGCCGCCCCUCCGCGCCGCAAACCCUAGGGAUCCGCGGAGCCUCCGCCGGCGGCGGGGCUCCUCCGCGGCGGCGGCUUCGGCAUGGCGGACCUGGUGGGGAGGGCGGUGAGGAAGGCCUUCCCGGGGUUCGGGGUCUUCUCCGGCGUGGUGGAGUCGUACGACGCCGAGGCCGGGUACUUCCGCGUGCUCUACGAGGACGGCGACUCCGAGGAGAUCGACGCGGACGAGAUGGGCUCCAUCCUCGUGGGCGCGCCCAUGCCGCCGCAGCCGGAGACUCCCGGGGGUUCCGCCGGGAAGCGGCCUAAGAAGCGGAGGCGGGGGGACGGGGAGUCCCCGCAGGGGAACGUUUCUGUGGUGGCCGAGACCGUAGAUGGAGAUGGGCUGGCAAACGGGCCUCUGCCUGUGCUUGCAACGCCGGCGAAGGGGGGAGGAGCGGGUGGGGAAAAUGGGGAGGCGAUGGCGGAGACGGCGGGGAAGAAGCGGAAGAUUGGCCCUAGCCCAGUUCGUCGGAGCGCGAGACAAGCGAAGGCGGCGGCAUUGGCGGCUGAAAUGGAGGCGGCCGCUAAUGUAGCUGCCGCUGCAGAGGCUGCCGAGACUUCAUCCGCCGAGGAUGUGGCUCCGGCUCUGAUUGCUGCUACGCCGCAGCAGUCUGGGAGGAAGCGUCAGCGUGCAAAUGGGAGUGGUCGGUCUCGCGCAGUCGCGAGGGAUUUAGAGGAUGCUGCGCUGGAUAGGCCGCUGCAAAAGCCGAACCUGCCACCUUCGUCACAGGGCCUGGAUUUGGAAGGCCUCCCUGUUAUGGAUGUCUUUCAAGUCUACUCCUGCUUGAGAUCAUUUAGCAAGCAGCUUUUCCUAAGCCCGUUUGCACUGGAGACAUUUGUCGCGGCGCUGCGGUGUAAGCACGUGAACCCCUUGAUAGACUGGGUGCAUUUUGCUUUGCUCCGCUCUCUGAAGAACCACUUAGAAGAUCUGGCCCAUGAAGGAGACCCUCCGGCAAUACAGUGUAUUAGGAAUCUUAACUGGGAACUCUUAGACCUAGCAACUUGGCCAAUCUAUCUUGCCGAGUACUUACUGACUCGUGGUUCAGAACUGAGGUAUGGUAUGAAGCUUACAGAUCUAAAUCUGUUAGAUACAGAGUACUAUUGGCAGCCAGCAACAGUAAAACUCGAGCUGCUGCGCUCACUCUGUGACGAUGUUAUUGAGAUUGAGGCUAUACGUUCAGAACUUGGUUCAAGGAUGUCUGAGUUAGAUGGAAAUGAUGAGGGCUGUAGAGCUACUGGUUCAAGAAGAAAAAAGAGAGGUUCUUCUGUUGUGGCCCUAGCAGAUUCUUCUCAGCCUCCAGAAGGCUCUGAUGAUAUGGAUGAUGGUAACAGUGACGAAUGUUAUCUGUGUGGUAUGGAUGGCAACCUGUUAUGCUGCGAUGGCUGUCCUUCAGCUUUUCACUCAAAAUGUGUGGGGGUGGUGGAGGACCUAUUGCCUGAAGGAGAAUGGCAUUGUCCCGAGUGUUCGAUGCAGAAGUACAAUGGGUCCAGAAAUAUGGCAAAGCUUGUCAGAGGAGCAGAGGUUCUGGGAAGUGAUCCACAUGGACGACUAUACUUUGGCACCUGCGGCUAUCUUUUGGUGGUUGAUUCAUGUGAUGUAGACUCUCCAUGUCAUUAUUAUGGCCAGAUGGAUCUUCAUUCCCUUAUUACAGUGUUAACUCCAUGUCAUCCGUCUUACAAUCCGAUCCUAAAUGUGAUCUCUUUGUUUCGGGGUAUUGCAACUGAAACAUAUAAUAUUAACGGGCGAUAUGAGAACAGCAAGGAAUGUAGUACCUCGGACCAUGAAACAGACCGCAGGCAGUCAUCACUGAAACAAUCUAGUGAGCAUGAACAGUGUACCAUAGAAAAGCAUGGCUCUCAACAAUUGGAUACCGGGAAAAUUUGCACCUCAAAUUCAGAUCAGGAUGUCUCACACCAGAGUUAUACCCUGAGACGUGCGACAAUUUCUCAAAACGGCAAUGAAACUACUGCUAAUGAGAAGCCCAAUCAAACUUCACAACCUAAUGCAUCUGGUGCCAACAAGGAUAGCUGCAAUUCUAAGCAAGAUGAUGUUGGCUUGCAUGUUAAUGGUUUGUCUGCAGAGAACCAGAAAGAUGCAUCACCUAAAAAAGAAGCAAGUAACUGCUGUCUAAGUUCUGGGAAUGCUAUGUAUAUAAACUACUACAGUUUCGGUCAAAUAGCAGCAUCGGCUGCUGAAGAGUUAAAGCACAAGCUUUCAGAGAAUGAGGAAGGAAAGAAGCAUGGCCCGGAUGCAGUUUCUUUUCGGCUAAAAACAAUAUGUAAGAAAUAUGUUAAUGUUUUUGCACUGACUGAUCAAAAGUUAUCUGUGGAGCUCCUAAAGGAAAAAUGUGGCUGGUGCAACUCCUGCCAAAUCAGUGGUGGUAGUGAUUGCAUUUUCAGAUUUACUGACGUUAAGUGUAUGGAGAGUCCUAAGCCAUGUGCUGUUGGUCCUUUGUCAGAAAAGAACAAGGAAAGUCAUAUUGUCCUUGCUACACAUAGCAUGUUGUCAAUUGAAAAACGCCUGAAUGGUUUGCUGUCUGGUCCAUGGCAAAAUCCACAAUAUAGCAUGUAUUGGCGUAAGGCAGUUCUUAUGGCUUCAGAUGUAUCAUUACUGAAGCAGCCUCUUCUCAUGUUAGAGUCCAGUCUGCGACGUGUUGCCUUCUCAGGAGAAUGGCAAAAACCAGCAGACUCUGUUGAAGUUGUUGGGUCUGCAGCCCAUAUCUUGGUCCGUACAUCUAAUAAGUCUGCAGGUUAUGCAAUUGCUAGAAAGCCAGGGAGGAAGCCACUUGCUAUUGAGCUCAAAGUCGACCUCCGUGAUGUUGGUGUUUAUUGGUGGAGGGGCGGAACAUUGUCCCGUCAAGUGUUUCACUGGAAGAGGUUGCCUCAGUCAUUGGCCUGCAAAUCUGCUCGGCAAGCUGGACGCAAGAAAAUUCCCACCAUAGUGUAUCCCGAUGGUUCACAAUUUGCCAGGAGGUCCAAAUACAUAGCUUGGCGAGCUGCUGUGGAAAUGGCACAAAAUGUGUCCCAGCUCAUUUUGCAGAUUAAAGAGCUUGAAUUGAACAUCAAGUGGCCUGAGAUAUUGAGCACUCUCUCUUCUGCAAUUGCAACAAAGGAAACCCAGAAAAUAGCAAGGUUUUUCAAGAAAGUUAUAAUUCGCAGAAAACGUAUAGAAGCAACGAAUGUGGAAUAUCUACUUGAUUUUGGAAAGAGGGAGAAUAUUCCUCCUGUUGUUGCUAAACAUGGAGUAAAAUUUGAGGAGCCCUCUAGCGAGAGGAACAGGUACUGGUUGAGUGAAAGUCAUGUCCCGUUGAGUCUUUUGAGGGCAUAUGAAGCCAAAGCAAUAAAUCGCUCACUUAAAAAGAAAGACAGCGAGGACAGCUCACCUAAAAAGAAGAAAGACACCAAUGACCGCUCACGUAGAAAGAAGAAAGACACCGAUGAUCUUUCUAAGAUGAGCGACUUCAGUCCCGAAAAGCCAAAAAGAUCAAGAUCAGUGUUUGAUGACCUCCUAGAGAAAGCACAAAAACUGGAGGAAGCACAAAAACUAGAGGAAGCACAAAACCUCCUAGAGCAAGCACAAAAACUUCCCAGCAGGCUUUGCGGUCAGUGUUUCAAAACAGUAACUGCCAGGGAAGCUGUGAACUGCAAAUAUUGUGAAGCACUUUUCCAUAGAAAACAUUUCAACGUUCCUAGAGGUGCUGUGGAUACCGUCUAUGUUUGCAACAAGUGCCUAGCUGAAAAGGUCGAGCCGGUGGUGUCUCCACAGAAAAAGGCAGCAUCAAAGAAGAGCUCUCCGAAAAAGAAGCAGAAGAAGCAACUACGAAAGAGUUUAAGGAGAAGAAAACAGAUAGUUAUCAACCUCAAGAAGAAAACCAGACAGAAGAAUGGCAAGCCUGGCCGGCCUAGAAAGAAUCCAUUGAGUGUGUCAAAGAAUAAGUCACAAAAGAUGUCUGACAGUCAACCAUCAAAUGAAGCCAAGAAUGAACCGGUGAAACGCAUAUCAAAAAGGUUAUAUGAUAAGUACAUGAAAGGCAACUCAGAUAAAUCCGAGCAUACAGCAAGCUGUCGUAAGAAGAAGAGGACAGCUUCGCAUUACUCGUACUGGUUAGAUGGUCUUCGAUGGACACAGAACACAGCUGAUGAACAGGCAACAAAUUUUAGGAAAGCAAGAAUUGUUUUUCCAUCUGAAGAUGUUAAGAUUUCAGAAACCAGUCCAGUAUGCUGUCUUUGUAAGAAAUGCUACAGUGGAGAUGCUAUUUAUAUUGCUUGUGAGAAUUGUGAAGAUUGGUUCCAUGGGGAUAUAUAUUCUAUUACCAUAGAAAAUGCCAAUAAUCUCAUAGGCUUCAAGUGUCAUGCAUGCCGUCUGAGAGCUGUUCCUGUUUGUCCAUAUGCACAAGCUAAUGCAAUUCUUAAGGAUCAAUCAGACAGGGAAGACACCAUUGAUAGGUCUAUAGAGGACAAGCACAGCAAUUGUCCGAAAGAUCUGUUCACUUCCAAUGAUCUGAAAGAGCUUCACACUCAUAACAUUGGGGAGCUCCAGAGUCAUAGCAUUGAGGAACAGGUUCCUGAUAGUAUUUGUUUGGAAGUGCUAGAAGAUUAUAAUGAUCUGAAAGAGUCAGACAGUCAUAGCACUGAGAGAGAGCCAGUCAGUAAUAACACUGAGAAAGAGCCAGGUAGUCAUAGCACUGAGAAAGAGCUUGAUGAUUGUAAUGGGUUAAAGGAGCUGGAGAGCCAUAACAAUAUGGAAGAACUUGACAGUCACAGCACUGAGAAAGAGCUUGAUGAUUGUGAUGGGUUAAAGGAGCCGGAGAGCCAUAACAAUAUGGAAGAGCUUGACAGUCAUAGUACUGAGAAAGAGCUUGAUGAUUGUAAUGGGUUGAAGGAGCUGGAGAGCCAUAACAACAUGGAAGAGCUUGACAGUCAUAUCACUGAGAGGAGUCCUCAUGAUCAUAAUAAUCUGAAUGAGCUUGACAAUCACUGGGGUGAGAAAAAGCUUGAUGAUUGUAACUGUCUGAGUGAACUUGGCAAUCAUAACAAUGUGAUAGAUCUCAAUGAGAACAGUCCAGAAGAGCUUGGCUGUACUGAAGAUAGCAAAUUUUCUGCAGGAGAAACACAAUGUCUGAAAGAGCUGGACAAACUGAAAGAUCUCGACAAUCUUAACAGUAAAAAAGAGCUUGGUAAUCACAACCAUCUGGACAAGCUUGAUCGCCAUAGCAGUCUAAAGGAGCUUGAAAAUCAUAGUAGUGUGGAAGAGCUUGAUAGUCAUGACUACCCAAAAGAGCUUGAUGAUCAGAACCGUCUGAAUGAUCUUGGUAAUCAUAAAAAUGAUCUUGGUAAUCAUAAAAAUCUAAAAGAGCUUCAUAGUGCUCAAAAUGGCCAAGUUACUGCAGUAACACAUACAGAUGGUUUAAUAGAUGAGCAGUUUAACACUAGAAUAUCUAACAAAGAAGCCAUGAUCAUGACAUCCGAAAGUGAUUUGGUGAAGGAAUCUAUUGCUUUACAAUCCAACGGUAGUUCCGUGGAUAAUAUUGUUCCUGCUGAACUGGAGAUGGAUAUUCAGGUUCCCCUGAGCUUAUUGACUUUGUAGGAUAUAUGUCAAAAGAGCAGUGCAUUCCAGCAUGACUUUCCGUGAGCUUGUACUGUUCAGUCUUGCUGCUGCUUUGGUAGAGAAUUCCUUCUGAUUAGCUUGGGUUGUUGAGCUACCUGACAGCUUAGUUUUGUGCUAUAGGAUAUUACAUUGGUGAUGCAACCCAGUAAUAAUAAUCUACAAAAAGGAAAAAUAUAUGUUUGUGGAUUCAUCGUAUUUUGGCCAUUUCCUUAGGGAAAUAUGCUGACCUGACAAGCGCAGCAUUGGAGCUAUUGACUAUGCCACCACAAGUGUUUAUUAUGGUUUUCAUUCUUGGCUGAGCUGACAUAGGAAAUAUCUGGGCCCCAUUUCCUUCCCAUGCUUUCUGGUCAGAACUUGUGAUUCAUGUUGCACUAUGAGGUUACAUGUUGAUUGGGAUGUCUUUGAGUACAAGUGACUGGUUUUUGGUUGUGCUGCACUUACUCAUGAUGCACAAGGAUGGAGACAUAGACGAACCACUUGCUACCGCCGUCGAGCACGAGGCCUUCCCAUUCUCCAGACCUCCCUAGUGCACCCAUAGAUGGUGCACCAGACUGACCAGUCGACCUGACGUUCCAUUUUAAGUGUUCCCCAGUGCUUCUAACAGCGUUCCAAUGCAAGCGCAACCCGGCCAUGCCGCGGAGCAAUUCAUGUCAACAUCCUUGAUCUUAUUUUGUAUACAUAGGGUUCCUUUAGGUUUUAUUAGGGGAGAUGCCCAUGCAGUGUGACUGUCAGAUUCAGAAGGGUAGUAGAACGCUGCUGUUACGGUGCUUGCUGGUUCAGUUCUGGUUUAGCGAGGCUGCCAGCAUUCCUAGAUGUAAAAAUCUAGUUGUCAGAUCAAGUUUCAGUGCCUUGCCGCAGUGAAUUGCUGCACUCUGGGUGGUUUUGGGUGAGGCGCUGUGUUUUUCCUCUGCCCAGCAGCUAUUUGGGGAGCGGUGGUGUCCCGUCUGUGUUCCUUCCAACUCCUGAGUUCAGAACGAAAGGAAUGGCCGGCAGAGGUGCCUC
Triticum dicoccoides is the source of this 6799-nucleotide messenger RNA. Its product is annotated as DDT domain-containing protein PTM-like. Bases 233 to 5776 code for a protein of 1847 amino acids. NCBI's taxonomy places the organism in Eukaryota, Viridiplantae, Streptophyta, Magnoliopsida, Poales, Poaceae. The record is from RefSeq and is a predicted model, not a curated record. The transcript has 10 exons.